AUGGAGUCGACCUCCGGCGAGGACGCUCCGAAGCGCAACCCGCUCCCGGCCGCGCUCGUCUCCAACCUCCAGUCCGUGCUCGCCGCACGCCGCACGCCCGCGGCCGAGGUCAGCACCGCCGCCGCAGCCGGCGAGGCUGAGGCCUCGGCUCCGGAGGCGGAGGCUUCCGAUGCCCCCGCGGGAGAUGGGGCGCCGGCGAGGCCCAUCGUGCUGCUGACCUGUGCCGGGGGGAUCCGGUCGGCGGGUCUCGCGGCGCUCGUCGACGCCCUCGUUGCCGGCGGCCGCUGCGACGUCCACGUGUGUGCCCCCGAAUCGGACAAGCCAGCCUGUGGCCACUCAAUUACCAUCCGUGAAACCAUCACCGCGACAUCCGUGGAUUUCACAGGUGCUAAAGCUUUUGAGAUAUCAGGCACGCCGGUUGACUGUGUCUCAUUGGCCUUAUCUGGGAGGCUGUUUCCAUGGUCGUCUCCUGCUUUGGUGAUCAGCGGUAUCAACACAAGACCAAAUUGUGGAUAUGAGAUGUUCCACUCUUCUGCCAUUGCUGCUGCAAGGGAGGCCUUAGUGUAUGGGGUGCCUUCAAUUGCAAUCUCAUUGAAUUGGAAGAAGGAUGAAACCAAAGACAGUGACUUCAAGGAUGCAGCUCAGGCCUGUUUACCAUUGAUAAAUGCUGCCUUGGAUGACAUUGUGAAAGGAACUUUCUUCAGAGGAUGCCUACUGAAUAUUGGAGUUCCAAGUGCACCAUCUGCAAAUAAGGGUUUCAAGUUGACCAAACAGAGUGGAUACAGUCCUGCUCAAAAUUGGCAAGCUGUGUCAGCAAGCAGGCCCUCAUCUGCUACUCACUUCAUGGGCAUGCAUCAAAGCCUCGGUAUUCAGCUGGCUCAGCUUGGGAAGGAUGCAUCUGCAGCAGGAGCUGCACGCAGAGUUAGUGCUCAACGAAAGAUGGUCGAGGUUGAGUCUGUUGCAGCUGCUGGUAAACAAGAGAUUCGAGAAGUAGUGAAGAAGUUAUUCCGUGCUGAGUUUGUCGAGAAGCGACAUGAAGAUUUAGAUGAGGAUGUCGAUUUGAGAGCUUUGGAGAAUGGAUUUAUAUCUGUCACCCCUCUGAAUGUUCAUGGGCAAGUGGAGCCUGAAAUGGGACCCCCAGCUUCAGAUUGGCUCUCAGCAGCUGUAUCUCUAGACAAAGAAAAGGACGCUGCUCCAGCUGCAGCUGACCAACAAGAUGUUGCAGCUGAGGAAAAGGAAGCUCCUUUAGCAGCCUAA
Miscanthus lutarioriparius is the source of this 1257-nucleotide messenger RNA. NCBI's taxonomy places the organism in Eukaryota, Viridiplantae, Streptophyta, Magnoliopsida, Poales, Poaceae. The record is from the annotation of a GenBank genome assembly.